GCGCUUACUUGUCGCAGCGGUAGCAGAUUCGAUUCAUUUACUUGUCGGAACGGAAGCAAAUUCGAUUUAUUUACUUGUCGGAACGGAAGAAAAUUCGAUUCAUUUACUUGUCGAAACGGAAGCAAAUUCGAUUCAUUUACUUGUUGGAACGGUAGUAAAUUCGAUUCGCUUACUUGUCGCAACGGUAGCAAAUUCGAUUCGCUUACUUGUCGCAACGGUAGCAAAUCCGAUUCAUUUACAUGCCGGAACGGAAGCAAAUCCGAUUCAUUGA
This is a messenger RNA of Loa loa (African eye worm), 271 nucleotides long. RefSeq lists its product as hypothetical. The transcript has a single exon. Lineage: Eukaryota; Metazoa; Nematoda; Chromadorea; Rhabditida; Onchocercidae. The annotation marks the transcript as partial. The record is from RefSeq and is a predicted model, not a curated record.